This is a messenger RNA of Trichoderma reesei QM6a, 1779 nucleotides long. RefSeq lists its product as uncharacterized. The transcript is spliced from 10 exons. The coding region runs from base 1 to 1779 and encodes 592 amino acids. NCBI's taxonomy places the organism in Eukaryota, Fungi, Ascomycota, Sordariomycetes, Hypocreales, Hypocreaceae. The record is from RefSeq and is a predicted model, not a curated record.
AUGGCUCACGACGAGCGUCCUGAAGCUGCCGCCUAUACCAGCACCAGCCUCCAACUAAUCAAAAGUCCACUAGCCGACAGGAAAAAACUCGACGCGGCGUCACUUGUCAAUUCGAGAGAGUCCCGGUUCAUCGUCGAUCCUGAUGUGGACGACGGGCUGGAAUUUGCAAGGUUGUUCUAUGACCUUUGGUUUGUCGCAAACCUGAAUGUCUUCUCGACGGUCCAUGAGAUCAAUGAUGCUUCAAGUCUGGGAUCAUUUGUGGGAUACAUCUUACUUCUUUGGACCACUUGGCUCUUAACAACCCUAUACGAUGUCCGCUAUGUCACAGAUAGUGUCUGGGAGCGAGUAUCUCGUGCCGUGCACUUGGCCGUCAUGGUCGGCUUUGCAGAACUCGGCCCGACAUUUGACUUCUUCAAAGAAGCAAAAUCUGUCUUCCGAGCCAUGUGGCAAAUCGACAAUAGGUCUGUUCCUUAUGGUGUCACGGUCGAUGCUCGCGCUUCAAUAUUUCAUGAUUGUCUUCCAACUUCGUCUUCAUCUACUGUUUGGCGUCUACAAGUCCUACAUUCAACCAAGGCUCAUGCUAAUUACAUGCCACUCAGCAUAUAUCUCACGGUAUCUUUCUUGUCUGUCGAUGAAACAAGCUCAGUUGUUGCUGUUAGUUGGUAUCUUGGGGCAAUAGCUGAGGUUGUCAUCCACCUCGGCCUCUCCAGUAUCAAGGCGCUUAGCUUGUCCGAUACCCAUCUAAGCGAGCGUAUGAAUCUGCUGACUUUGAUCAUCCUUGGUGAAGGAGCAAUUAUCGUAGCCCGAAACAUUCAGACAGUUGUGAAGAAUACCUUCCUGAAGAACAGCGGUAAUAUGUGGUGUACGCGAAGCUACUGCCCGCCUCACUAUCCUUCCGCCGCUCUCAUCGGAGUCAUCACAUGUGCAGUCGCCCUGAUCUACUUCGUCUACCAGAUGUACUUCGACUGGAUGCACUCUGGCAGACUGGCUCAUACGCGACAAAUGCUUUGGGUUUCGUGGCAUUUGCCAUUCCAUAUCGCUCUAGUACUUCUUCUAGAGGGCGCAAAUCAGUUCAUCGCUUGGUCUCAGGCGCUCCAGUCGAUCAAAUCAGCGGCCCGAAGCAUUGUCGACAUCACGCAUGAGCUGCCUAAGAAUCCAACCACAAAAGAAGUGGUCCUGGCACUAAAUGAAACUGUCACAGAGCUCUUGGAGUCAUACCCUCCGGAAGAUGAGGCCGCAGCUUGGGAUGAUGUCGAGAGGACGUAUAAGAACCUGCUCACUCUUCCCAAUACCUUCUGGGAAGUGAGUGGCCGGCUGGCCGACAAUGACCCAGAAGUGACUUGUUGGUUGAACGGCACAAGAGAUCUCGCACAAACAGUCUUCAAUGGCAUAUUUGCGUCGUUAAGCCUCGCUGCACCUGCGGAGGAGCCCAAGUCUACCGACGUACAGUCUGCCACGGAAGCCGCAUAUCUGGCCACUGCGCACAAGUUCGGGACUGUCCAUGGAUGGUCUGUCUUCAACAUACUUCAAGCAAUGUUCACCGUUGGCAUGGGCCUCGGGCUUGCGCUCAUCAGCUUGCUCACGUUCAACCAAGGCGCUCUGUCUAACUUUUUACCAACGCCAUGGCCACUACCGACAAUUGCCAUCUGUUACUUUGUUAUUCUGGUUCUCAGUCACAUACCCGAGCCGAAGACGCUGUGUUCAAGAAGGAGAACAGGGACUUACAGCACUGUGGACAAGUCGGACAAUAUUGAGCUAAGGGCUGUGCGGGAAGUUUAG